AUGGCAGAAAAGGAUGAAGAUUUCCAGAUCCGGAGGGAUGCCAAAAUCAUCAAAUAUCUACUGCCGUCAAUAGGCAUUGAGGAAUAUGAACCUUGUGUUGUUGACCGAAUGCUAGAGCUAUGGUACAAAUAUGCCGGUGAUGCAUUGACACAGCAUGCCGGCAAGGGCAAGGUUUUAAUCGACUCUGAUGACAUUAAAGCUUGUGAUUCAGUCAAAGGUCAACGUCACCUUCUCAUAACCUCCUCCUCCCCCAGGAGGCUAAUCUGCCUGGAAGCCAGUCUUGCUAGAGCUGGCAAAAAACAGAAACAAGAUUCCAUUACCCCCAGAACAGUGGCAGGACCCGGCACCCUCCUCCCAUCUGAACAGACUCUGAUUUCCCCAAAUUACCAGCUUGCAAUUCCAGAGAAGCAAUCUUUGGAAGAAGCAGAGCAGGAUGAGGUAGCCAAGCUCAACCCAUCUCUAGAGCAGAGCACGGAGUUGGAGGAAGAAAUGGAAAUGAAUGAUUCUUGGGAGGAGUAG
Rhodamnia argentea is the source of this 519-nucleotide messenger RNA. Its product is annotated as transcription initiation factor TFIID subunit 9-like. The transcript is spliced from 3 exons. The record is from RefSeq and is a predicted model, not a curated record. The coding region runs from base 1 to 519 and encodes 172 amino acids. Lineage: Eukaryota; Viridiplantae; Streptophyta; Magnoliopsida; Myrtales; Myrtaceae. Gene Ontology annotation, biological process: DNA-templated transcription initiation; RNA polymerase II preinitiation complex assembly. Gene Ontology annotation, molecular function: protein heterodimerization activity; RNA polymerase II general transcription initiation factor activity; transcription coactivator activity. Gene Ontology annotation, cellular component: SAGA complex; transcription factor TFIID complex.